Saprolegnia parasitica CBS 223.65 is the source of this 387-nucleotide messenger RNA. RefSeq lists its product as hypothetical. NCBI's taxonomy places the organism in Eukaryota, Oomycota, Saprolegniomycetes, Saprolegniales, Saprolegniaceae. Gene Ontology annotation, biological process: mitochondrial electron transport, ubiquinol to cytochrome c. The transcript is spliced from 2 exons. The record is from RefSeq and is a predicted model, not a curated record. Bases 36 to 233 code for a protein of 65 amino acids.
UUUUUGUUUGGCUGCGAACGAAGACGACAAGCACCAUGGCUGGCGAAGAUCCCGUUGACAUCUACCCGGAAAUCCGCAAGGGCUGCGAGUCCAAGUGCGCGCCGGUCGUCAAGGAGUACAACGCGUGCCUGGACCGCGUCGCUGGCAAGGGCGGCUGCGACGGCCAGUACUUUGACCUGUUGAAGUGCGUCGACAAGUGCGCUGCGCCGCAGAUCUUCAAGCACUUGAAAUAGACAACAACCCCAGAUAGAUAGUGCGGGAUAAGCGGCUCAAGCUAAUGCGACCGCGAGAUCUCCCGGGCUCGUAAUUUGCGUGUGCUACUCCGACGCCCACCGCUUCGCAAAGCAUUCUCGCAUCGAUAUGAACAUGCAUGCAAUUCGCUUAACA